CCUCACCUGCGCAGGCCGCGGUGCGCCAGGUGCGGAGGCGUGUGCGUCGCCUGGGCACCUCCCACGGCAGCCAGCGGGGCGGAGGCGGGGCCGCUGCCCGGGCCUCCUGCGGCUCGCUCGACCGUCUCGGUCAGUCUCACCGGUCCGCCGGGCCCCGCGGCUCGGGAUGCUGUUGCUGCUCGCUCGCUCGCCGCCCUCCACGCCAGCCCCCGCCGCCGGGGCCGCACCUCGCUGUUUACAUGCCGGUGGAGCCCGGGUCCCCCGAGGGUGAAAGCAACCGGCUCACUGGACUGAUCCCUCGGACCUGGGGCUCCGUACUCAGAUUCUCUCCUGCCCGCAGCCUCCGCCGCCAUCUGGACUGGAUCCGGCUCUGGUGUUUUUGAGGAGGGGGGUGUGGUGUCGGGAAAGGAAUCCUGGGGUUUUCUAGUAUCCCCCCCCCUAUUUUCCCCCUCUUUUUCUUUUUGGCCCUGCGGGCUUCAGACUCAGGGAACUCGCUCAUGGCUUUUUUGAUGAAGAAGAAGAAAUUUAAAUUCCAAACCACUUUCACCUUGGAGGAGCUGACUGCGGUCCCCUUCGUGAACGGGGUCCUCUUUUGCAAGGUCCGGCUGCUGGAUGGCGGGGAUUUUGUCAGCUUGUCGUCCAGGGAGGAGGUGCAGGAGAACUGUGUACGAUGGCAGAAGAGAUUCACCUUUGUGUGUAAAAUGAGUGCCAACCCGGCCACAGGCCUGCUGGAUCCCUGCAUCUUUCGAGUGUCUGUGCGCAAGGAACUGAAAGGUGGGAAGGCGUAUUCUAAGCUGGGCUUCACUGACUUGAACCUGGCCGAGUUUGCAGGCUCAGGCUCCACGGUGCGCUGCUGCCUACUGGAGGGAUAUGACACCAAGAACACGCGCCAGGACAACUCCAUCCUCAAGGUCACCAUCGGCAUGUUCCUGCUCUCCGGAGACCCCUGUUUUAAGACGCCACCGUCUACUGCCAAGUCCAUCUCCAUCCCAGGCCAGGACUCCUCCCUGCAGCUGACAUGUAAAGGCGGUGGGACCAGCAGUGGUGGCAGCAGCACCAGUUCCCUAACUGGAUCCCGGCCCCACAAGGCCCGGCCCACCAUCCUGGGCUCAGGACUGCCAGAGGAGCCAGACCAGAGCCUGUCCAGUCCUGAGGAGGUGUUCCACUCUGGCCACUCCCGCAACUCCAGCUAUGCCAGCCAGCAGUCCAAGCUAUCUGGCUACAGCACAGAGCACUCUCGCUCCUCCAGCCUGUCUGACUUGACACACCGCAGAAAUACAUCCACUAGCAGCAGCACCUCUGGUGGCCUCAGCAUGACUGUAGAGGGUCCUGAGGGCAUCGAGAGGGAGCAUCGGCCCUCUGAGAAGCCACCUCGGCCUCCUGAGAAGCCCCCACGCCCCCCACGCCCCUUGCAUCUGUCAGACCGCUCUUUUCGGCGAAAGAAGGACUCAGUGGAGAGCCACCCAACCUGGGUGGAUGACACUCGAAUUGACGCAGAUGACAUUGUGGAGAAGAUAAUGCAGAGCCAGGACUUCACUGAUGGCAGCAACACUGAGGACAGUAACCUUCGGCUGUUUGUGAGCCGGGAUGGCUCCACCACACUGAGCGGCAUUCAGCUGGCCAACAGAGUCUCCUCAGGAGUCUACGAGCCAGUCGUGAUUGAGAGCCACUGAGGGACCCAGCUGUCCAGUGAAGAACGGUCCUGCCGUCUCUGGCACCCAGGCCAGUGGCGUUCCUGGAGGAGCUGGAAUCCCCUUCGGACCUGCUCCGCAUUGCGUCUGUGCCUCCUUAUUCUAGCCACACCGGCCCCCAACUCGUCAUUCCAUUGUCCUCCAGCCACCCUGGAACCGCUGGUCCUGGGUGCCACUGUGAAUAUUGCCUUCCGAACCACUAGAAAAUGGGGCAAGAUGGAGCUGGCCAGGACUGCCCUGACUGGAGAGGACCUGGGCCCAGCAAAGAACACACAGCCAUUCCGUGUUGGGGUGCUUGUGGCUGCCCCGUCCCUCUAUCCCAUGACCCACCUCAGGAGCCCCAGUGUCAGCCAGGCUGACGGGGCACUUGUUCCACUGUCCUUGCCCUUCAGGAGCUGGGCCACCCCAGAAUCCUGCCCUGUGACCCUCUGCCUACUGCUUCUCUGUCUUUUCUCUGUAUCCUGAGGAGACCUGCAGGCAGCCUUCUCCUGGGAGCCAAGACCUCAAACCCGACCCUCUGGAUUGAGACCCCCCCCCUUAACUGUUCUGCUGCCCUGCAGCCUGCACUUUGCACGUGCUUGUCCCCAGCACAGCCGCUGGCCCUGCCCCUUGCCCUUCUCCAGGACUCCUGGGUGCUGUCUGCUGUGCAACCAGACCUAGGGAACAGUAGCCCGGCUGGAACGUGGCACUACCCUUUCCCUCUGAUUAUCCCCAACUCAGACCCAAGACCAGAGCCCAGAAAGGCCUGAGCAUCACAGUGCCAUCUGCCCGGGGCUGGGUCCUGAGCAGUUGGCCUUCCUGCAGGAAAGGAAGGGUGAGGCCCAGCCAUGCUGGGUAAGCAAAGGCCUUUCCUCUGCUCUCAUGUCAGCAGGCCUGGGCUGGGUUCCAGGCUAGAGGGUCAGUCAGCCAGCCAGGUGGACUGUGACUGGAUGAACUGGAGCUGGCUUACUGCCAGACGAGCCUCAGCCCUCCUGGGCAAGGGUCAUGCUUUCCCUGGGGAGUCUGGCCCUGUGCCCUGCCUAGGAUGUCCCCUUCCUACCCACCCUCUUGGUACCUCCCCAGGCCCAGCACUUUCUGUCUGCCCUGUAAUUUGCUUAAAGGGGAGUAUAGGCUGCCCACUCAGCCCUGGAUAAACUCCCACCCUGUUGUUAAGUUUCACUCACUUUGUAUCAACCCAGCAGGCUGGCGUUUCCUUGGCCCCUUAAGGUGUUUUUCUUUUCCUCCUGAAUUCCCAGUUCUUGUAUUCCUUCCACCCCAACAAGGGGAGAUAGGUGCCUCUGUUCCCCACUCCACCUACACCCCAGCAGGGCUGGGGAUAGGCAGGUAUGGGACACUGUUUCUAUGGCUGGGAUGGCUGGACUCCCCGGGUUGGGAGGUUCCUUGCCUAGUUUGUGUCUUUCUCAGCUGGCAAAAGUUGGGGCUGUGGUCUUGAAGCUGCCUCGUGUUGGGACCAGAUCAUUUCUAUGUGUUCUGUGGCAGUUGUAUUAAUCAGCAGAUGAAUGUUAGAAGAUGCUGCCAAGGCAAGGUGGAACAUGGCUAGGGAAGGUUCUGGAGCUCAGAUCUCUUCCUGCGCAGCAGGCACUUGAAGGUCUCUGGCAGCUCUGUUCCUAGGUGAGGUGACUCCAGAAGAUGGGGACAGCGCUGUUGUGCUUGUCUAGGGCCUUCCCCAGUCAGAGCGUUAUUUUGGUCUAGUUCUAAAUUCCAGGGCUCCAGACACAAAGUGGUUGGUACCGUCAGGAAGAAUGCUCCAAACCAAGAGCCCCUGCCUAACCCAAGCCAGGGUCUGGACUGGUUAGACAGGAGCUGCCAGUCCUCCGCUUCCAGGCACUGGGUCAGGAUUACUGGGCUGAAAACAUGGCCACAACCAAAUGAACACUGGUGGGAGCCAGAGGCUAAGAGCCUUUCCUCGUGUGCUCGGUGACUCCCUCAGGUGACCAGAGCCCCUGGACUUCAAAUCCUACAUACAAAGAUAGGAUAUAUUAGAGAUAUUUUUGGAAAGGAAUUGGUCUAUGCAAUGCCAGUUUGGAACCUAGAAGACAGUUUAAUGUUUCUAUUAGAGAGAUAUAAAGAUCUGCAAUAUUUUUAGGGGUCUUUUCUGGUUACCCUACAACUGACCACACUGCAUGGUCUGGCAGGAUGAGCAGGCCCGUCUUCCUCUGUGGGGAGGAGCGUUUGCUUUCGUUUUAUUCCUUUCUAACCAGGUUACCCCUGCACCCCAUUCCAUGGGCUGUUUGUAUCUCUGUCUCAGCUUAUGAUAGAAGACUAUGUCAUAUGGGGAAAUCAGCCUAGUGUCAAUGUGUGGUUUGGGGGUGAAAUUAAAUGUUGAUGUUUUUGUUACUGUU
Messenger RNA from Apodemus sylvaticus (European woodmouse), 4033 nucleotides. RefSeq names its product estrogen-induced osteoclastogenesis regulator 1 (gene Eeig1). The coding region runs from base 498 to 1673 and encodes 391 amino acids. The transcript has 11 exons. Lineage: Eukaryota; Metazoa; Chordata; Mammalia; Rodentia; Muridae. The record is from RefSeq and is a predicted model, not a curated record.